AUGGAUCCGAUUCAAGAAGCGAUUGAAUAUAUCGAAUCGCGUGCGGCUGGAGAUAAAUUCUCGUACCGCCAAGUUGCAAAAAUAUUCGGAGUUGAUCGAACGACGCUGUCGCGACGGCACAAAGGCGCACAACCGUCCAAAGUCGAACAAGCUGCCCAAGACCGCCGAAAUCUCAACCCACAACAAGAGCAUGAACUUGUGCUACACAUAGAACGUUGUACUCGCCGAGGGCUUCCUCCUACGCGUGAAAUGAUACAAAAUUUCGCGGCGACGAUAGUCAAAAAUGAGGUUUCCACAGCCUGGGUUUCCCGCUUUCUGCAUCGCCAUGCCGACGAGCUCACCAUCAAAUGGAGCACCGGGAUUGAUCGCAAACGUCACAACGCUGAUUCAGAAGAAAGAUACAGUCUAUACUUCGACUUGUUGCAUUCGAAAAUGCGAGAGUACGACGUUGACGCGCGCAAUACCUACAAUAUGGAUGAGAAGGGCUUCUUCAUCGGCAUCACAAACCGCACAAAGCGCGUCUUUUCUAAGGCACUGUGGGCGUCGGGAGAGAUCAAGGCGGCGAUACAGGAUGGCAACAGAGAAUGGGUAACGCUGCUGGCUUGCGUAUGCGCUUCUGGUGAGGUAUUGCCGCCCGCCAUCAUCUACAAGGGCACCGCCGGGAUUCAAUCGAGCUGGGUUGACGCCGUUGAGGUCGCAAAACAUGAGAUUUUCUUCUCAAACUCAGCGACGGGAUAG
Exserohilum turcica Et28A is the source of this 738-nucleotide messenger RNA. RefSeq lists its product as uncharacterized. Lineage: Eukaryota; Fungi; Ascomycota; Dothideomycetes; Pleosporales; Pleosporaceae. The coding region runs from base 1 to 738 and encodes 245 amino acids. The record is from RefSeq and is a predicted model, not a curated record. Gene Ontology annotation, cellular component: nucleus. Gene Ontology annotation, molecular function: DNA binding. The transcript has a single exon.